Molecule: messenger RNA, 4476 nt
Organism: Jaculus jaculus (lesser Egyptian jerboa)
Lineage: Eukaryota; Metazoa; Chordata; Mammalia; Rodentia; Dipodidae
Gene: Carmil3
Product: capping protein regulator and myosin 1 linker 3
Exons: 40
Coding region: 25-4143 (1372 amino acids)
Biological process (GO): regulation of Arp2/3 complex-mediated actin nucleation; cell migration
Cellular component (GO): lamellipodium; plasma membrane
Molecular function (GO): protein binding
Source: RefSeq, a predicted model, not a curated record
GCAGCAGCAGCAGCGGCGGCCGCCAUGGCCAAGGCCGGCGUGGAGCUCACCCGCGAGCUGCAAGACAGUAUCCGGAGGUGCCUGAGCCAAGGGGCUGUGUUCCAACAACAUCGUGUGAAGCUGGAAACAAAACCCAAGAAGUUUGAGGACAGAGUGCUGGCCCUGACCUCCUGGCGCCUACAUCUCUUCCCCCUUAAAGUUCCUGCCAAGGUGGAGAGUUCCUUUAAUGUCCUUGAGAUCCGUGCCUUUAACACUCUCAGCCAGAACCAGAUCCUGGUAGAGACUGAGCGUGGCAUGGUGAGCAUGCGGCUGCCCUCGGCUGAGAGUGUGGACCAGGUGACACGACAUGUGAGCUCUGCCCUCUCCAAGGUCUGCCCUGGCCCUGGGUGUUUGAUCCGGCGUGGAAAUGCAGACACCCCAGAGGGUCCUCGAGACACAUCUCCCAACUCUGAAACUUCUACAUCUACCACUCACAGUGUGUGUGGUGGCUUCUCUGAGACCUAUGCUGCCCUGUGUGACUACAAUGGGCUACACUGCCGUGAGGAGGUGCAAUGGGAUGUGGAUACCAUCUAUCAUGCUGAGGAUAACCGCGAGUUCAAUCUUUUGGAUUUCAGCCACUUGGAGAGCCGAGAUUUGGCUCUAAUGGUGGCAGCCCUGGCCUAUAACCAGUGGUUCACCAAACUCUACUGCAAAGACUUGAGACUGGGCUCAGAAGUACUAGAACAGGUGCUACAUACCCUCAGCAAGUCGGGGAGCCUUGAAGAGCUGGUUCUGGACAAUGCUGGACUUAAGACGGACUUUGUCCAGAAGCUGGCUGGAGUGUUCGGGGAGAAUGGGAGCUGUGUACUGCAUGCCCUCACUCUGUCCCACAACCCCAUCGAGGACAAGGGUUUUCUCAGUCUAAGCCAGCAGCUCCUCUGCUUCCCCACUGGCCUCACCAAGCUGUGCCUGGCCAAAACUGCCAUUUCCCCUCGAGGGCUCCAGGCACUGGGCCAGACCUUUGGGGCCAACCCAGCCUUUGCCAGCUCCCUUCGAUACCUGGACCUGAGCAAGAACCCUGGACUGCUUGCCACAGACGACGCCAAUGUCCUCUAUAGUUUCCUGGCCCAGCCCAAUGCCCUGGUACACCUGGAUCUGUCAGGGACUGACUGCACCAUCGACUUGCUUCUGGGAGCCCUGCUUCAUGGCUGCUGCUCCCAUCUCACCUACCUCAACCUGGCUCGCAACAGCUGCUCCCACAGGAAGGGCCGAGAAGCACCACCAGCCUUCAAGCAGUUCUUCAGCAGCGCCUACACCUUGAGCCAUGUCAGCCUGUCAACCACAAGGCUGCCACUGGAGGCCCUCAGGGCACUGCUUCAGGGCCUCUCCCUCAACAGUCACCUCAGUGAUCUGCACCUGGACCUCAGCAGCUGUGAGCUCCGCUCAGCAGGAGCCCAGGCUUUGCAGGAGCAGCUGGGGGCUGUCACUUGUAUAGGCAGCCUAGAUCUCUCAGACAAUGGGUUUGACUCGGAUCUCCUGACACUGGUGCCUGCACUUGGCAAGAACAAGUCCCUCAAGCACUUGUUCCUGGGCAAGAACUUCAAUGUCAAGGCCAAGACUCUGGAGGAGAUCCUUCACAAGCUGGUGCAACUGAUCCAGGAAGAGGACUGUUCCCUGCAGUCACUGUCAGUGGCGGACUCCCGGCUGAAGCUUCGCACCAGCAUCCUCAUCAAUGCGCUGGGCAGCAACACUUGCCUGGCCAAGGUGGACCUCAGCGGCAAUGGCAUGGAGGACAUCGGGGCCAAGAUGCUGUCCAAGGCCCUGCAGAUCAAUUCCUCCCUUAGAACUAUCCUAUGGGAUCGAAACAAUACAUCGGCCCUGGGCUUCCUGGACAUCGCAAGGGCCCUGGAGAGCAACCACACACUGCGCUUCAUGUCCUUCCCUGUGAGUGACAUCUCUCAAGCCUACCGCAGCGCCCCUGAGCGCACAGAGGAUGUUUGGCAGAAGAUCCAGUGGUGCCUAGUGAGGAACAACCACUCCCAGACAUGUCCACAGGAGCAGGCCUUCAGACUACAGCAGGGCCUGGUGACCAGCAGCGCCGAGCAAAUGCUGCAGCGACUGUGUGGACGAGUGCAAGAGGAAGUACGGGCCCUGAGGCUGUGUCCCUUGGAGCCUGUGCAAGAUGAGCUGCUCUAUGCUCGGGACCUCAUCAAGGAUGCCAAGAACUCCCGGGCGCUAUUUCCCAGUCUAUAUGAGCUGGGCCAUGUCCUGGCCAAUGAUGGGCCUGUGCGGCAAAGGCUGGAGUCGGUAGCCAGUGAGGUCUCCAAGGCUGUGGACAAGGAGCUGCAGGUGAUCUUGGAAUCCAUGGUCAGCUUAACCCAGGAGUUAUGCCCCGUGGCCAUGAGGGUGGCAGAGGGGCACAACAAGAUGCUGAGCAAUGUGGCGGAGCGUGUCACUGUGCCCCGAAACUUCAUCCGAGGAGCGCUGCUGGAGCAGGCGGGACAGGACAUUCAGAACAAGCUGGAUGAGGUGAAGCUCUCGGUUGUCACCUACUUGACGAAUUCCAUAGUGGAUGAGAUUCUGCAAGAGCUGUACCACUCCCACAAGAGCCUGGCCCGACACCUGACUCAGCUAAGGACACUAUCAGAUCCACAAGGGGGCACAGGCCAGGGGCACGAUCUGUCGUCCCGAGGCCGAGGCCGGAACCAUGACCAUGAUGAGACUACGGAUGAUGAACUUGGGACCAACAUUGACACAAUGGCCAUCAAAAAGCAGAAACGCUGCCGCAAGAUCCGGCCAGUGUCUGCCUUCAUCAGUGGCAGCCCUCAGGACAUGGAAAGCCAACUGGGGAGCUUGGGGAUUCCCCCUGGCUGGUUUUCAGGACUUGGGAGCAACCAGCCCACAGCGAGUGGCUCCUGGGAAGGUCUAUCCGAUCUGCCUACUCAUGGCUAUAAACUAAGGCAUCAAACACAAGGGAGGCCCCGGCCCCCCAGGACCACCCCACCAGGACCUGGUCGGCCCAGUCAGGUAUCAGUCCCCGGGACUCGUCAGGAGAACGGCAUGGCUACCCGCCUGGACGAGGGACUAGAAGACUUCUUCAGUCGAAGGGUCAUGGAUGAGAGCUCCAGCUACCCCCGGACUCUGAGGACCAUGCGGCCAGGCCUCUCAGAGCCACCAUUGCCUCCACUCCAGAAGAAAAGGCGCCGAGGCCUGUUUCACUUCCGCCGGCCCCGGAGCUUCAAAGGGGACAGAGGUCCCGGGUCCCCCACUGCUGGACUCCUCCUCCCUCCACCCCCACCCCCACCUCCAACUCAGGAGAGCCCUCCCAGCCCAGACCCCCCAAGCCUUGGCAAUAACUCCUCUCCCUGUUGGAGCCCAGAGGAAGACAACAGCCUCCUUCCUGGAUUUGGGGGGGGCCGGGGGCCUUCCUUCCACAGGAAGAUGGGCACUGAGGGGUCAGAGCCAGGGGAAGGAGGCCCAGCCCCUGGGACAGCACAGCAGCCAAGAGUACAUGGUGUUGCUCUUCCUGGCUUGGGAAAAGCCAAAGGUUGGAGUUUCGAUGGUAAACGAGAGGGAACAGGCCCAGACCUGGAGGACAGCACCCAGGCUUGGCAAAAACGGCGCUCUUCAGACGAUGCAGGGCCUGGAGCCUGGAAGCCCCCACCACCACCUCAAAGCACCAAGCCAAGCUUUAGCGCCAUGCGCCGAGCAGAGGCCACCUGGCAUAUAGCUGAGGAGAGUGCCCCCAACCACCGCUGCCAGAGCCCUAGCCCAGCCUCCCAAGAUGAAGAGGAAGAAAAGAAAGGGGCCUUAUUCCCAGAGAGGACAGUUCCAGCUAGGAAUGCCAAGCUGCAGGAUCCUCCUUUAGCUCCACGGCCCCCCAAGCCAGUGGCCGUGCCCAGGGGCCGCCUGCCCCCACAGGUUCCAGGAGGCCGAGAAGAAGAGGCAGGAGGUGCAGCUCCAGCUGUCAACAAGCCCCGGCUGAGGCUGGCCUCACAGCAAAACCAAGAUGAGCUAGAAGUCCAAGGACCUGCUGAUGGCGGCCGCCGGACAGCGCCCCUGAAGCCCAAGAGAACACGGCGAGCUCAGUCCUGUGACAAACUGGAGCCUGAUAGAAGACGGCCCCCGGACCCCACAGGAACCAGUGAGCCAGGAACAGACUGACAGCUACUGAACACCCUCCCCAGCCUUCCUCGACAUGUGCCUCAAAAAGGACUCAGACCCCAUCCACCCUUGCUCGCCUAACCCCUGCCAGCCCCUGCCCUGUGUCCUAUGGAGCAGCAGGGCAGGACUAGGCAUAGGAGAGCAGGAGCAGGACUGGGAGGGAGGGGAAAACCUGAAGAGAGGGAGGCCUUCAAGCCUACCUCUAGCAGCCUCUGCCUCUGGCAGAAAGCUUCGGGCAGAGGCUGUCAACUCCUCUGGGAGGGAGGAUCUCUGCCUCUCUAAACCCAGGGGCUCUCUCCCCACUUGUAUAAAAUAAAAUUUUAAAAAAAUUCA